Schistosoma mattheei is the source of this 2969-nucleotide messenger RNA. Lineage: Eukaryota; Metazoa; Platyhelminthes; Trematoda; Strigeidida; Schistosomatidae. The record is from the annotation of a GenBank genome assembly.
GUAUCUAAGGACAAGUGACUUUUCAAACGUGGGUUAAACUGUUUCGUGAUACACCUGUUUCUGCUUUACAUGUGAAUUAAUUCUAGUGUACGUAGCAUCAUUGGAAUACAAAAAUACCAACGACUUCGAUGCGUGGUAGCUAAAGUAUACUAUCUGAUCAAGUAGUGCUCCAAUAAAGUCAGUUUUAUCAUUUCUUUUUAUUUUAUUAUAAAAUGUAUGCAAGACUACUAGUUUCUGUAACUUUUAUCCUUUUUUUCAAAUAUGUACUUACCUUGAUCGAUGGUACACCUGUUAACAAUAAUUUCUUUAUUACAUUAAAUCUAACUCUAGUAGGGAAUGGUGCUAAUCGUGAAUAAUCCUACUAUUGCACCAAAAACGUCCACUGUUCUAUCAGUAAAAGAUCCCAUUUGUACUACUGGAGGAUGUGUAGGUUCUUCUGAAGAUAAGAUUGCCAUUCCAACAGCCGAAAAAUUAUAUAUUUUGAAUCCUCACUCAAAGAGAACGUAAACAGAUCUGUUCUCUUUCCUUAUGAACAAAUGAAUCGAGACAUCUUGAAUCUCAAGAAUGGAGCUCGGUUAGUUUCCUGGAGUCCAAGAGGAGUUGACAAAUAUGAAAGGUGUAUAAUGAGUUUAACAACAAUGGAAAAUCGGUCAUUUUUGUGCACACUUAAAGGAACUGAAUCUUGGGAAGAAUCAGUCGAUCUAUCAUUAAUUUGGCAGCAAUACUAUGUUGAACAUGGUAGGAUCGCGCAAAGUCGAAAGGUGGUUGUUGAUAGUCGACCACAGUUUAUUUUCCAACCUACUGAAUGUAGUAAUAUUCCAUCAUUAAUAUGUAGAAAUAUUAUGGAUUAUUUCGAUGCAAUAGAAGAUGUUAUAGUUGUUUACACAAGUUGGUGUCAGAUAAUUCGACAACCUCAAAUAAAAUCCACCAAUUCAAUGAAUUUGAAAACUGCACUUUGCUUAAACAAUAACAGGUCCUAUUUCGUGAUACCAGUUGACACAACUCAACUUGUCACUGAAUCAUUUUCAUUAUGCCCAGUGACAUUUUUGGCAGUCUUAAUGAAAUCUGGUGCAUUCUCUAUAUGGAUGGUUUCAGUACCAUUUUCUGGAGUGUCAUCAAUGUCAUUGUUGUGGGUAGAUUAUACAUACACUGUCGUGCGCAGCGAUUCGAUGGAUAAGCACCCAAACUAUAUCAAACUUUAUGAUUUGGAUAGUCUCAAUCUCUUACUUGUUUUGGGUUUUACUGAUGGUUCAGUGAAAGGUUUAGUGUUUCCUAUUGAAUAUUCUCCAACUGGUAUUCUGGUAUUAACAGUACCUUAUUUAUUCAAUCUAUGGACAACUUCAUUGUAUCAUGUAACCAUUUUAGCAUCAGCCUGGUCAAUGUCUCGUCGUUUAUUAUGCAUUGGCUAUGGUCGUCAUUUGUUAUUAUUUCAUAUAGCUAAGGAAGAUUUAGAGAUUUGUUUCCAACAACAGAACCAGCACCAAGAACAACCAAGUAGCCUAUCAACACCAUGUCGUGGACGAGAUCCACUGUAUUUGGUUAAAAGCCAAUUUGUUAGUCAACCAAGUCCUAUUUUAGGCUAUAUUACUGGUAUGCAUUUGGACAAUGAACAGUUAUUACUGACUAGUGUGGAUGGUUACGUAAUGCGCACCAGUCUUGAUGAAGUGUCUGAAUGUAAGUUGAAUUGGCAAGUUGUUUGGUGUAGUUCUAAUUACGAUAAAUCUGAUGUAAUCCAUUGGGAAUUUCAUGGAUUAUCAGUUUCAACGAAUGGGGUUUAUAUAUGUUUUCUUGAAAAACCAUGCAAUUAUUUAGAUAAUAAUCGUGCACGACGCAGUGCUCUACUUUCACCUAGAGUCCAUUUUUUAUCGUUUUGGUCAAAUGAUAGUUUACAAGAAAUUAUAUUUAACCCUGAAUUACCUUUGAAUCGCAAAGUUGAUUGUUUACAAGAGUUACUACAAAGAUGGCAUUUAUCAAACGACAAAGUUGAUAAUUCAUCUAGCAAUACAACAGAUUUACGACAGAUAUGUUUGGAGAAAAUUGAUUUUCACCAGGCUUGUCUCACUGAUUCUUCGUUUCCUCAUAGUUGGUUGAAUAAGCCACUUACAACGCUUCAAAUUUACAGGUUUAUUCUGUGUAUGCUCAACAAAGACACCGAUGAAUCUGUCAAAUCCCGUGCACAACUUUGGCUGACUAAUUUAGAUAAUUUUAUCCAACAACGUCAUUUGGAACGAUGUUUUCGUUUAUUUCUUAAAUGUUCUAUACAAAGACAAGCACGUGAUUGUUUAUUAGUUUCACAAAUGGCCACAAUAACUUUAAAUAUUUUCCGACCAACGUCACAAACAUUGACUAAUACACCUAGCACUACGACAACGACGACGACCACUACCUCUACCACCAUUGAUGCUGUAUCUAGUUGUAUAUCUAAUAAAAACGAAGAUGAUACAAUGAUUGUCAAUGGAACUUCGAAUAAAUAUAUAUGUUUUGUCAAAGAUUUACCUCAAUUAGCUAGAAAUGUUCACCAAUUAGCUAUACAACUCUAUGUGCAUCGUUUUAAAUUUCCAUAUGAAAAUAUCACCAAUCAAUUACAGAAAUGUCCAAUAUGCUCAGAAAAUGUCAUUCCGGACCUAAUUUAUUUGAAUUGCUCUCAAAACCAUCCAUUUGAGCGUUGCAUGCAAUCUCUGGAACCUUGCAUUGAUCCUAUGUUUCGUCAUUGCAGUCGGUGUAAUCGUGUAGCUCUUAGCGUAUCUCCUCAAGAUCGUUUAUCCGCUUGGCGUUCAAUGAUACUUCAUCCAAUGUGUAUAUAUUGUGAUUUACCAUUGACGUGGAAAGAAUUCUAAUGCUUUAAUUUUUAGUCCUUGAAUAUACCGACAAGAUCUCAUGUUUUAUUUCAUCUAUAUAUAAAUGUCCAUUUCAAAUUCGAUUUUUAUUCUGUAUUGUCGAAUGUAAAUUGUAAUAAUGAUGUUAGUACU